Vigna radiata var. radiata (mung bean) is the source of this 823-nucleotide messenger RNA. RefSeq names its product transcription factor MYB90. The coding region runs from base 1 to 702 and encodes 233 amino acids. The transcript has 3 exons. NCBI's taxonomy places the organism in Eukaryota, Viridiplantae, Streptophyta, Magnoliopsida, Fabales, Fabaceae. The record is from RefSeq and is a predicted model, not a curated record.
AUGAUGGAAGGAAGAUUAUCAGGUGUGAGGAAAGGAGCAUGGAGUCAAACUGAAGAUGAGCUUCUCAGAGAAUGCGUGCAACUCUAUGGCGAAGGAAAGUGGCAUCUUGUUCCUCAAAGAGCAGGGUUGAACAGAUGCAGGAAGAGUUGUAGACUGAGAUGGUUGAACUAUUUGAAACCAAAUAUCAAGAGAGGGGAUUUCGGUGAAGACGAGGUCGAUUUGAUGAUCAGAUUGCAUAAGCUAUUGGGGAACAGAUGGUCUCUGAUUGCAGGAAGACUUCCGGGAAGAACUUCAAACGAUGUGAAGAAUUACUGGAACACCAACGUGCGUCGCAAAGUACAAUCUCACAACAGAGAUGAGGAGAACAACAACAACAACAACGUCAAAGAAUCCGAAAGAACUUGGAAACCCCACCAAGUUAUAAAGCCUGUGCCUCGAGCUUUGACAAAAGCAUCGUCCAUGGUGCAUGGGAAAUCGAUGAGCAGUUCGAAAGUUGGUGUUAGUGAAGGAGUUUCAGCAGGGUGUGAGAAUUGGUGGGAAACUCUGUUAGAUGAUAAGGAAGACAACAUUACGGUUAACAACAGCACGUGCUUCCCUGUUGGGAAAGAUGGAUCAUUUGAGCUUUGGAAUGAAGAACUUGACUCCAUUGCUUCUGAAUUUUUUGCAGAAGCUGAAACAUGGAGCGACUUUUUUCUUAAUUAAGCUACCGCAUUCGCCAUCUUUCCUCUCUUUCUUUCCAUAGGAAGGGAUUUCAAUUUGUAAUAAGUUCAAGUUUAGGAUUUUAUUUACUUUAGAAAGUAAGUUCUUGCCGGGUUAAGAAAAU